AUGGUGACUGAAAGCGUUGUCGUGCUGACGCUGCUCGGGUACGACGCCCUCUUCUUUCUGAAUCUUUUCGACUACCAUGUGCUGAAUGGCGAUGCCCCAGGCCACGAUGUUCUGUACCGCCCGGUGUACUUCUUCGACAAGUACCGCAUUCCUCUCUCCAAGGAUAGGUUUCUACUCUUCUUCCACAUCCUGACCGCCGCGGCCCCACUGGUACUGUCUGCCACACAAUGCUGGAAGCUGGUCAGGAGACAGAGCUUGGCACUUCACCGCUGGACCGGCCGCAUCUGCAUUGCAUCAACGCUCUUGACCAUCUACCCUUCUUACAAGCUAGCCUGGGAAAUUGACACAGUGAGCGUCUACUUCCAAGCCGUCAUCGCUGCGCUCUCCGGUCUCUGGCUGCUUUCCGUUGCAUUGACGUGGUACUACGCUUGGAAGCGGGACAUCCCGCGGCAUCGCGACUGGGGCAUUCGCUUUGCUGCUUAUACUCACACCAUCCCGGUGCUUUCGAGGAUCGUCUCGAUUCCAGUGUGGCUCGCUGCGGGGGCACCGCCUUAUGAGCUUUACCCUGAGCUAAAAUCAUCGACUCCGGAAACUUUCUGGCAAGUUGUACUUUUCACAGCCCUGCUGCUCUUCCCCUUGUCGGAGAUGAUGGUGCACUUCGCUCGACAGAAGCCGAAAUCGUGA
Symbiodinium sp. CCMP2592 is the source of this 684-nucleotide messenger RNA. The record is from the annotation of a GenBank genome assembly. Lineage: Eukaryota; Dinophyceae; Suessiales; Symbiodiniaceae.